CGAGCUCCAGGCGCGCAGCGGGUAGCGGCAGGCACAGACGGUAGGCGCAGCGCGGCGCAGCACAGCACAGAGCGGGGCAGCGGACCAGCAGAGGCGGCGGCGCCGGUGUUCGGGCAAGCGCGGCUACCAGAGGCGCCAAGACGGUGCUGUUCACGAGAGAGGUCCUCCUAGGCCCCGUGCGCGACGGCUUCCCGCAGCUGUACCGCGUCAUGGACAAGACGCUCCGCUUUCCAGACUACAUCCUGUCCAAGAUGGCGCCGGCGGCAGGGGAAGGCGGCGGGGGCGGCGGUGACGGAGGCCUAGGCGCAAAGGCGGAGGCGGCGGAAGCGGCCGGCGGGGGCGGCGCGGCGGCAGCCGGGGCCCCGCGGAGGCCGCGCUUCAGCGCCAAGGCGGCGCGCCGCUGGCUGCACCAGAACCUGCUGCUGCUGCUCACCGUCGCUGGCGUCGUCCUGGGCGUCACCGCCGGCUUCUCGCUGCGGCCGCUCCAGCUGGGGCUGGACGCUGUGAUGCUGGUCGCGUACCCCGGAGAGCUGGUCAUGCGCCUCCUCAAGCUGAUGAUCCUGCCCCUCAUCAUCGCCAGCCUCAUCGCAGGUUCUGCAAGACUGAAUGCCAGCAUGAAUGGGAAGAUCGCAGCUCGUACGCUGCUGUACUUUGCGCUCACAUCUCUGCUGAAUGCCAUCUUGGGAACAGCACUUGUGCUAGCCAUCCAUCCAGGCAACCCAGCAACCAAGAGUGCACUGGGUGUGGGCACCGAAGAUCGCCAGGCACACAUUCUUGACAGCUUCCUGGACCUUGGCAGAAACGUCUUCCCAGACAACUUGUUCCAAGCAGCUUUCCAACAGGCUCAUACAGUGUACACACCGAAGAUUAGUGCUCCACCUUAUAAUGGGUCAAUAAAUGGUACGGGAGCUGUGCUGAUGGCUUCAGCAGCUGCUGCAGGAGCAGAUACUGCAGGAGGAGGUAGUGGAGAAGAGGCACUUGAGGAGACAGUUGUAACACACACAGAGUUGGUGAGGACUAUAAAGUACAGGGAAGGCACAAAUACUCUUGGAGUUAUAUUCUUCUGUCUCGUAUUUGGUACAGUCCUUGGAACAAUGGGGCGCAAAGCUGAAGUUGUGAUUGAAUUCUUUACUACUGUUGAUGAAGUUAUUAUGAGAAUUGUCACUGGAAUAAUGUGGUUGACACCAGUGGGCGUUGCAAGUGUUAUUGCAGGAAAGAUACUGUCAGUGGAAGACCUUAGCGUUGUUGUGCAACAGCUUGGAUGGUUCGUUUUCACAGUUGUGCUUGGUGUCUUUAUCUACCAACUCAUCAUAAUGCAACUUAUUUAUUUCAUCAUCAUUCGCCGCAACCCUUACAAGUACUACUGGGGACUGGCACAAGCCACACUCACUGCAUUUGCCACAGCAUCAACAGCUGCUGCACUUCCAGUAACCUUGAGAUGCAUGGAUGAAAAAGUCCGUGUUGAUCAGCGAAUUUCUAGAUUUAUACUUCCUAUUGGAUGCACAAUCAACAUGGAUGGCACAGCUCUAUUUGUAGCUGUAGCUUCAAUUUUUAUUGCACAGAUGAAUCAAAUAUCACUUGGUAUUGGUGAAAUACUGACAGUGUGUCUGGCAUCAACAGCAGCCAGUUUUUCAUCAGCAAGUGUCCCCAGUGCAGCCUUGGUUUUAAUCUUCAUGGUGCUGUCCACCAUUGAUGCUCCAGUUCAAGAUGUAUCACUUCUUUUUGCAAUUGACUGGUUUGUGGAUCGUGUGAGGACAACAAAUAAUAUGCUAGGAGACUGUUAUGCAGCUGCUGUUGUUGAGCACUUGUCCAAAAAGCAGUUACAGGCAUCUAAUUCAUCAAUCUUUCCGCCUGAUCGUGUAUUGAUUCAAAAUAACCAUCUUCUUCCUGUUCAUCUUAGUGAUUGUGGUGAAAAGACUGUGGAACCUGAAAUUAUAGUUGUAGAAGUUCAAGCACACUUGAAAAAUGGCAACGUUAGAAACCUGUAAAUUUUAUACAAUUAUCAUAACUUACAGUAUGUGCAAUUCCAUGAUACUGAAUGUAUGGUAUCAUAAGUUUAUAGCUCUUUUAGUUUAGUCAAGAAUAGUUUAAAAAGUAUUUCAUAAUGAUUGUGUAGGUCUGUGAUAAAUAUCAGGAACCAUAUUUAGGAAGUAUUCUUAUAAUGUAAAAUAUGUUGUAGUAUUAUUGUGACUGAUCGAGAACCUGUAAAAAAAGAAAAAAAAAGGCAGACAUCAAGACAGCAACAAAUGAACUGGAGAAUUAUAAUAGCGGUCUUUCAUAUAAUCUACACAUACUACAUAGUGAGGAAAUAAGUAUACAACACUCCCAGUACUUACUUAUAAUAUGAACAAUAUUACCCUUUUGCUCCACCGCUAACUGAGAAGCAAAAUUCACACAUAUCAUCAGAAAUCUGUAAUGGUCGCAGUCAGCACUUCUCUAGAGUGUGAAUAUUUAAGCAGGUUUUUGUCACCAGCAUUCUCUCUGGAUCUCUAUGCAACUCAAAUUUAUUUGGAUAAUAGUAUUUUUUAACAUCAAUGUAACUGUAUUUAUAAACUAAAUGUCCCACAACUAUAUUUUGCAAAUCUGUGCAUGACAAAAAUUUGAAUUUAAUAUUAGCCACGCAAUAACUCCAGUAAUGAAAACAAUAAUGCAAAAUGUACUAACCAGGUGGUUGUUUCUAAUAUUUUUAAUUCCCCAUUCAGUGCUGCAUUGUGCCGCUACUACUUUUUCGUCACACAGCAACCUAUUUGCUCGUAAUUAUUUCAAGAUACUUGUAUCAUGUGUCUCCUCAUUUUCUAUAAAAUAAAUGUUACUAGUACCUGACAGAAAGAGUGACAAAUAAAAGGAGAGGUUAUAACAUGACCACCCUACUCCCCCUCCCCCUCCCCUACCAGGCUGUCAUUUUACAGUAUUAUAUAGUAGCAAUUUAUCUGAUGUUUUCACAGCCUCAAUGAUUGAUGGAAUGUUUUGGGUUAAAAAUACAAAAACUUGAAAUUGUUAAUCUGUUAUUCACUGUCAUUUUCUCUUUCAUAAAUGGAAAAUACUUAGUUGUGCCACCCAAUCGUCUGACAUUAUUGUAGCCGUAUUCUCCAGUUAAUUUUGAUGUAUUUGACUUAUAUGUGAUGUUCAUAGUACCUGAAUACCCUCAUGACAUUCAAUGCAACUGUAUUAUUACAUUUACAUACAUUCAUGUAAAUAAAUAAUUUUAUUGAA
This is a messenger RNA of Schistocerca cancellata (South American locust), 3213 nucleotides long. RefSeq names its product excitatory amino acid transporter (gene Eaat2). The record is from RefSeq and is a predicted model, not a curated record. NCBI's taxonomy places the organism in Eukaryota, Metazoa, Arthropoda, Insecta, Orthoptera, Acrididae. Gene Ontology annotation, biological process: L-glutamate transmembrane transport. The transcript is spliced from 11 exons. Gene Ontology annotation, cellular component: plasma membrane. Bases 210 to 1988 code for a protein of 592 amino acids. Gene Ontology annotation, molecular function: L-glutamate transmembrane transporter activity; glutamate:sodium symporter activity; neutral L-amino acid transmembrane transporter activity.